UGCUGAAGAUAGCUCCCCAAAAUGGGAAUGUAUUGAUUGUAAUCAUAUGUGUAGUCAUUCUCUAAAGUCUCAUUUUACAUUCCUUUGGCUUUCUAGUUAUCACUAUAAAUAUUUAGAUUUGGUAAUUAAAUUACGGAAGAGGAGAAAGUCCAGCCCACAUUUCAAACUUGGCCAACCCUUGUUGACAAAGGGAUAGCCUGGUCUACUAUACUGCUUUUUUUUCAGCUGGCCUCCUUUGAAAUGUUCUUUUUUCCCAAAAAUUUUCUGCAUGGAUACCGAGUGAUGUGUUACACAUCUUCUAUCUCAGCAUUAUUUUAAUCAGAUAUUAUUUCCAUGAUGGACAAUACCCAAAAAACUCUAAAGGAGGAAGUGAAUGACACAAAGGAACUGGGAGAUAAUACUGAAAAGGAAAAUAAAUCUCCUGGAAAGAUCAUUUAUUUUGCAAAUGGUGAAACAAUGGAAGAAUGCAGUUCAGAAGAAGAUGUUGUGGAAAGCAAUCAGAAGCCAUUACUUGACACUGCCAAUCUCUCUUGGGGUAAUUACCUACGAAGUUGGGUACAUCAAAUUGUAGCCACAGCAUUUUUUGCUUGUGAAUUUCUUGGUGGGAAAUUUGUCACAUUCCUUGGACUCAAUGACUCUAAAUAUCAGUAUGCAGUGGAUGAAUACUACAGGACACAAAAUAAGAAAAAUGAAAGUGAUGAAGAUGGUGAGGAGAUGUCAGAAAUGAAGGAGACAACCACAUCAAAUGAAAAGUACCACCUAGAAAUGAAGCAGCUAAGAUAUGGGUCUAUUAAUUGCAACAACAUUCCUUUCCUUCCUCAGAAAGACACUGUUGCAAAUGUAAAUGAACUUGAAGAAAGUGGGCUGCAAAAUCUAAAAUAAAUCAAAAUUAUGGGAUAUAAAAUGUGCAUUGUUACUUUUGGCUGGAUCAAAAUAUCUAAUCCUCAGGUACAUGUAUUGAGAGGUUAAAUCAGUUCUCUUGGUGAAUUAUUUGAUCUGUAUGGAUUAAAAUGGACUGUUUUACACUACACUACCGUAUACAUCAACAUUACUACUGUUAUUGUUUCUGGAUUGUACUUGGUUAAAUUUUGUUUUUCGUUUUAUUACUCAGAGUUAUGUUAUGGGCUGAGUAGAAAUAUAAAUUGUUUAAAUAAAUAAUAUAUAAACCAAUCUUUUGGGGGAAAUCAAGAAAAAAUACCAUAGGAGGCUCUAUAGUAUAAGCUAAUACUAAUAUAACAAUCAAACAGUGAAACACCUUAACUUUAAUGGUCUGUUUAUGAAUUAAACUGCAUUUGAUUUA
Crotalus tigris (Tiger rattlesnake) is the source of this 1300-nucleotide messenger RNA. RefSeq names its product family with sequence similarity 177 member B (gene FAM177B). The record is from RefSeq and is a predicted model, not a curated record. The transcript has 5 exons. Lineage: Eukaryota; Metazoa; Chordata; Lepidosauria; Squamata; Viperidae. Bases 334 to 882 code for a protein of 182 amino acids.